UUAUUACUGAAGUAAAAAGUAGCCAACUAUGUUUACACGGCUUUGCUAAAUACAAGCCAUCGAAUGAAAUGUCUUAUACCAUUCAAUGGAAAUAUUUUUUUCCUAUAAACGAACAGCUCCAAAUAAUCACGACUGGUAACAUCGUAUAUUUUUCAGGAAAAUUUGUAGUUGAAAAUUCUGAACAGUGUCUCAUCGUAGCAUCUGCAAACAUUCUUGAUGCUGGAUAUUCAAAUCAUGAAUUUAGUAUCGCCAACAUUCCUUCAUGUAUCCUGCACUGUAUGCUUUCUGCAUUCGUUACUCAUACUCCCCAAAAAGUUAAUGAUUUUAUCCAUUUCGGUAUGGAAUGUUUGGAAUAUAAUACUAUUACCAGUACAUCAAAUGUCAAGAUGAAGAUAACUGUUCUUUACCCUUCCACUCAAUAA
Molecule: messenger RNA, 422 nt
Organism: Racocetra persica
Lineage: Eukaryota; Fungi; Glomeromycota; Glomeromycetes; Diversisporales; Gigasporaceae
Source: the annotation of a GenBank genome assembly